UCUUUCUUUCUUUCUUUCUUCCUUUUGCAUCCAGAUGACUGCUAGUUUUGCUUAAAGUAGUUUUUUUUUUUUUCUUCUGGAAAUAGUAAAGCUGGAGUCUACCAGACUGAGGUUAGGAGCAUUUUCUUUGGCAACAAAAAGAUACUUUUAUAGAAGCCAUGCCUGUCCUUGGGGUUGCCUCAAAACUGAGACAGCCAGCUGUUGGGUCAAAGCCUGUUCAUGCUGCUCUUCCGAUACCGAAUUUUGGCAUCAGUGUGUCACAGCGCUGUUCUUCAAGACCUUUGGAAUUUGCUACACCGAAGCGUCCAAUGCUUUCUUGCCAGCUCACAUUAAAAUCAACCUGUGAGUUUGGAGAGAAGAAAGCCCUGCAGGGAACAGCCAAGGAGAUCGAAGACAGCAAGAUUUACACCGACUGGGCCAACCACUACCUGGCAAAAUCCGGCCACAAGCGGCUGAUCAAGGAUUUGCAGCAGGACAUUUCGGACGGGGUCCUUCUGGCCGACAUCAUCCAGAUCAUUGCAAAUGAGAAAGUCGAAGAUAUCAAUGGAUGCCCGAGAAGUCAGUCUCAGAUGAUUGAAAAUGUGGAUGUCUGCCUCAGUUUUCUAGCAGCCCGAGGAGUAAAUGUUCAAGGUCUAUCUGCUGAAGAAAUAAGAAAUGGGAACCUAAAAGCCAUCCUAGGGCUCUUUUUCAGCUUGUCGCGCUACAAGCAGCAGCAGCACCAUCAACAGCAACAGCAGCAGCAGCAGCAGCAACAGCAGCAGCACCAGCAACAACAGCAGUAUUACCAGUCCUUGGCAGAGCUUCAGCAGCGAGUGACCCACACAGCUCCUCAGCCAGAAGCCAGCCAGGCCAAACCCCAGCAAGAUAUGCAGUCCAGUCUGACAGCCAGAUAUGCAGCUCAGUCUAAACACAGUGGAAUUGCAACCAGUCAGAAAAAGCCUACUAGGCUUCCAGGGCCCUCGAGGGUGCCUGCUGCGAGCAGCAGCAACAAGGCUCAGGGGGCCUCCAAUCUCAAUAGGAGAAGUCAGAGCUUUAACAGCAUUGACAAAAACAAGCCUCCAAAUUAUGCAAAUGGAAAUGAAAAAGAUUCCCCCAAAGGACCUCAACCAUCUUCAGGUAUAAAUGGAAACACACAGCCUCCCAGUACUUCCGGGCAACCCCCAGCCUCUGCCAUCCCUUCCCCAAGUGCCAGCAAGCCCUGGCGCAGCAAGUCCAUGAAUGUCAAGCACAGUGCCACCGCCACCAUGCUGACAGUGAAGCAGCCAAGCCCAGCCACGUCUCCCACGCCAUCUUCAGACAGACUGAAGCCCCCUGUCACAGAAGGGGUCAAAAGUGCACCUUCGGGACAGAAAUCUAUGCUUGAAAAAUUCAAGCUGGUUAAUGCCCGGACAGCAUUGCGCCCCCCUCAGGCCCCCAGUUCCGGAACUAAUGAUGGUGGGAAAGAAGACGAUGCCUUUUCUGAAUCAGGAGAAAUGGAAGGUUUUAACAGUGGUCUGAAUAGCGGUGGCUCGACAAACAGCAGCCCCAAAGUGUCGCCUAAAUUAACCCCUCCAAAAGCAGGGAGCAAAAAUUUCAGCAAUAAAAAGUCUUUUCUACAGCCAAAAGAAAAGGAGGAAAAGAACAGGGACAAGAAUAAAGCCUGCGCUGAAAAGUCAGGAAAAGAAGAGAAGGACCAGGUGACAGAGGCAGCUCCCAAAAAGACCUCUAAAAUCGCAAGCUUGAUUCCAAAGGGCAGCAAGACCACGGCGGCCAAGAAGGAAAGUUUGAUUCCAUCGUCCAGUGGAAUUCCAAAGCCAGGCUCAAAGGUGCCCACGCCAAAGCAAACGAUUUCACCUGGCAGUGCAGCAAUUAAAGAGUCUGAGAAAAUCAGGACUAGCAAGGGAAGCUCUUCUCAGGCCUUCUCAAAGGCCAUCACUAUGGAGAAAGCCAGCACAGCCAGCCUCUCUACUCCUCUGGAGGGGAGGGACGCUGGGCAAGCAUCUGCCUCCAGCUCCUGUGUUAUGCAGGGAGCACACAGCAGUGGACAGAGCCCUGGCAACGGAGCUGUCCAUCUCCCUCAACAGCAACAGCACAGUCAUCCCAACAUGGCCACGGUGGCUCCGUUCAUUUAUAGGGCACAUUCAGAAAAUGAAGGCACCUCCUUACCGCCUGCUGACUCCUGUACUAGCCCUACAAAGAUGGAUUCUUCCUAUAGUAAGACGGCUAAGCAAUGCCUGGAAGAGAUAUCUGGUGAAGACCCUGAAGCGCGGAGAAUGCGCACAGUCAAGAACAUAGCAGAUCUGAGGCAGAACUUGGAAGAGACAAUGUCCAGUCUUCGAGGAACCCAGAUAAGCCACAGCACCCUGGAGACAACAUUCGACACUACUGUGACAACCGAAGUGAAUGGAAGGGCCAUCCCCAAUCUGACAAGCCGACCUACCCCCAUGACCUGGAGACUGGGUCAAGCGUGUCCUCGCCUACAGGCUGGAGAUGCCCCCUCCAUGGGUGCUGGAUAUUCUCGAAGUGGCACCAGCCGAUUCAUCCACACGGACCCCUCCCGGUUUAUGUAUACAACGCCUCUCCGCAGAGCUGCUGUCUCGCGUCUGGGAAACAUGUCACAAAUAGAUAUGAGUGAGAAAGCAAGCAGUGACCUGGAUGUGUCUUCUGAAGUGGAUGUUGGUGGAUACAUGAGCGAUGGUGAUAUCCUUGGGAAGAGUCUAAGAGCAGAUGACAUCAACAGUGGGUACAUGACAGAUGGUGGGCUCAACCUAUAUACUAGAAGUCUUAACCGAGUCCCAGACACAGCAACUUCCAGGGAUGUCAUACAGAGAGGAGUUCACGAUGUGACAGUGGAUGCAGACAGCUGGGAUGACAGCAGUUCCGUGAGCAGUGGUCUCAGUGAUACACUUGAUAAUAUUAGCACAGAUGACCUCAACACCACGUCCUCCAUAAGUUCUUACUCCAACAUCACUGUCCCCUCCAGGAAAAACACUCAGCUGAAAACUGAUGCAGAGAAACGUUCGACAACAGAGGAGACCUGGGAUAGUCCGGAGGAUCUGAAGAAAAGUGAGGAAGAUUUUGACAGCCAUGGGGAUGGAGGCGCCAAGUGGAAGGGUGUUGCUUCUGGACUUGCUGAAGACUCAGAGAAGACAGGGCAGAAAUCUGGCCUGUCCAUGUCUCAGACGGGCUCCUGGAGGAGAGGCAUGUCUGCCCAGGGAGGAACACCAGCUAGGCAGAAAGCCAGCACAAGUGUACUCAAGACCCCGGGGAAGACAGAUGAUGCCAAAGCUUCUGAGAAAGGGAAAACUCCUCCUAAAGGAUCAUCUUUGCAAAGGUCUCCUUCAGAUGCAGGGAAAAGCAGCGGGGACGAAGGGAAAAAGCCACCCUCAGGCAUUGGAAGAUCGACAGCCAGCAGUUCUUUUGGAUAUAAGAAGCCAAGUGGUGUAGGAGCCUCUACUAUGAUUACCAGCAGCGGUGCUACCAUAACAAGCGGUUCAGCUACACUGGGAAAAAUCCCCAAAUCCGCUGCCAUUGGAGGGAAGUCCAAUGCAGGAAGGAAAACCAGCCUGGACGGGUCCCAGAAUCAAGAUGAUGUUGUCCUGCAUGUAAGCUCGAAGACCACGCUCCAGUACCGCAGUUUGCCCCGCCCUUCUAAGUCCAGCACCAGCGGAAUCCCUGGGAGAGGCGGUCACAGAUCCAGCACUAGCAGCAUUGAUUCCAAUGUCAGCAGCAAGUCAGCUGGGGCCACCACCUCCAAACUGAGAGAACCCACUAAGAUCGGCUCAGGGCGCUCCAGUCCAGUCACAGUCAACCAAACAGACAAAGAAAAGGAGAAAGUAGCAGUGUCGGAUUCAGAGAGCGUUUCCUUGUCAGGUUCCCCCAAAUCCAGCCCCACCUCUGCCAGUGCCUGUGGUACUCAAGGGUUCAGACAGCCAGGGUCCAAAUAUCCAGAUAUUGCCUCGCCUACGUUUCGAAGGUUGUUCGGUGCCAAGGCAGGUGGCAAAUCUGCCUCUGCACCUAAUACUGAGGGGGUGAAAUCCUCCUCGGUAGUGCUCAGCCCUAGUACCUCUUUAGCCCGACAAGGCAGUCUGGAGUCACCGUCGUCCGGUACGGGAAGCAUGGGCAGUGCUGGUGGGCUGAGCGGCAGCAGCAGCCCUCUCUUCAAUAAACCCUCAGACCUAACUACAGAUGUUAUAAGCUUAAGUCACUCCUUGGCUUCCAGCCCAGCGUCGGUUCACUCUUUCACAUCCGGUGGGCUUGUGUGGGCUGCCAAUCUGAGCAGUUCCUCUGCCGGCAGCAAGGACACUCCAAGUUACCAGUCCAUGACUAGUCUCCAUACGAGCUCGGAGUCCAUUGACCUGCCCCUCAGCCAUCAUGGCUCCCUGUCUGGACUGACCACAGGCACUCACGAGGUGCAGAGCCUGCUCAUGAGAACGGGUAGUGUGAGAUCUACUCUCUCAGAAAGCAUGCAGCUUGACAGAAAUACACUGCCCAAAAAGGGACUAAGAUACACCCCAUCAUCUCGGCAGGCCAACCAAGAAGAAGGCAAAGAGUGGCUUCGUUCGCACUCCACUGGCGGCCUGCAGGAUACCGGCAGCCAGUCUCCCUUGGUCUCCCCUUCUGCCAUGUCAUCUUCAGCCACAGGAAAAUACCACUUUUCCAACUUGGUGAGUCCCACCAACCUGUCUCAGUUUAACCUGCCUGGGCCCAGUAUGAUGCGAUCCAGCAGCAUUCCCGCCCAGGACUCCUCCUUUGACCUCUAUGAUGACGCCCAGCUUUGCGGUAGCGCCACUUCUCUGGAGGAAAGGCCACGUGCCAUCAGCCACUCAGGCUCAUUCAGAGACAGCAUGGAGGAAGUUCACGGCUCCUCGCUGUCACUGGUCUCUAGCACAUCAUCCCUUUACUCUACGGCUGAAGAGAAGGCUCAUUCAGAGCAAAUCCAUAAGCUACGGAGAGAACUGGUUGCCUCCCAGGAGAAAGUUGCUACCCUCACGUCACAGCUGUCAGCAAAUGCUCAUCUCGUAGCAGCUUUUGAAAAGAGUUUAGGGAAUAUGACUGGCCGUUUGCAAAGUCUAACCAUGACAGCGGAACAAAAGGAAUCUGAACUUAUAGAACUACGGGAAACCAUUGAAAUGCUGAAGGCCCAGAACUCUGCUGCCCAGGCAGCCAUUCAGGGUGCGCUGAAUGGCCCAGACCAUCCUCCCAAAGAUCUCCGCAUCAGAAGACAGCACUCCUCUGAAAGUGUUUCUAGUAUCAACAGCGCCACAAGCCAUUCCAGCAUUGGCAGUGGUAAUGAUGCCGACUCCAAGAAAAAGAAGAAGAAAAACUGGCUGAGAAGUUCUUUCAAGCAAGCCUUUGGAAAGAAAAAGUCCACCAAGCCGCCUUCCUCGCAUUCGGACAUUGAAGAGCUGACAGACUCGUCCCUGCCAGCUUCCCCGAAGCUACCCCACAAUGCUGGCGAGAGUGGCCCAUCAUCCAUGAAGCCCUCGCAGUCAGCCUCAGCGAUCUGUGAGUGCACUGAGGCCGAGGCCGAGAUCAUUCUGCAGUUGAAGAGUGAGCUCAGAGAGAAGGAAUUAAAGUUAACAGAUAUAAGGCUGGAGGCCCUCAGCUCCGCUCACCAUCUCGAUCAGAUCCGGGAAGCCAUGAACCGGAUGCAGAACGAAAUUGAAAUAUUGAAGGCUGAAAAUGACCGGCUGAAGGCAGAGACUGGAAACACAGCUAAACCUGCCAGGCCCCCCUCUGAGUCCUCAAGCACAGCCUCUUCUUCUUCCUCCCGCCAGUCCUUAGGGCUUUCACUCAACAACCUGAACAUCACAGAGUCUGUUACCUCAGAUAUUUUGCUAGAUGACACUGGUGAUGCAACUGGACAUAAGGAUGGCCGCAGUGUGAAAAUUAUAGUCUCCAUCAGCAAGGGCUACGGUCGAGCCAAGGACCAGAAGUCUCAGGCAUAUUUGAUAGGAUCCAUUGGUGUUAGUGGAAAAACUAAAUGGGAUGUCUUAGAUGGUGUCAUUAGGCGUCUCUUUAAGGAAUAUGUGUUCCGAAUUGAUACCUCCUCUAGUCUUGGUCUGAGCUCUGACUGUAUUGCUAGCUACUGUAUAGGAGAUUUAAUUAGAUCUCAUAACCUAGAAGUGCCUGAACUGCUACCUUGUGGAUACCUGGUUGGAGAUAAUAAUAUCAUCACUGUGAACCUGAAAGGGGUAGAAGAAAAUAGUUUGGACAGUUUUGUUUUUGAUACACUGAUCCCUAAACCAAUUACCCAAAGGUACUUUAACCUGCUAAUGGAGCACCACAGAAUUAUACUCUCAGGACCCAGUGGUACUGGAAAGACCUAUUUAGCAAACAAACUUGCUGAAUAUGUAAUAACCAAAUCGGGAAGGAAAAAGACAGAAGAUGCAAUUGCUACUUUUAAUGUGGACCACAAGUCAAGUAAGGAAUUGCAGCAGUAUCUUGCCAACUUGGCUGAACAAUGCAGUGCAGACAAUAAUGGGGUAGAGCUUCCUGUUGUAAUAAUUCUGGAUAAUCUUCACCAUGUGGGCUCUUUGAGUGAUAUCUUCAAUGGUUUUCUCAAUUGUAAAUACAACAAAUGUCCUUAUAUUAUUGGAACCAUGAACCAGGGAGUCUCUUCAUCGCCAAAUUUAGAACUACAUCACAAUUUCAGGUGGGUAUUAUGUGCAAACCACACAGAACCUGUGAAAGGCUUUUUAGGCAGGUAUCUUCGAAGGAAACUGAUAGAGAUGGAAAUUGAAAGGAAUAUUCGUAAUAAUGACCUAGUCAAAAUUAUAGACUGGAUUCCUAAGACGUGGCAUCAUCUCAAUAGUUUUUUGGAAACACACAGUUCUUCUGAUGUCACCAUUGGUCCUCGACUUUUCCUUCCUUGCCCCAUGGAUGUGGAAGGUUCCAGGGUGUGGUUCAUGGAUCUUUGGAAUUAUUCCUUGGUACCUUAUGUUCUGGAGGCAGUGAGGGAAGGCCUUCAGAUGUAUGGGAAACGUGCCCCGUGGGAAGAUCCCUCCAAGUGGGUCCUUGACACGUACCCAUGGGGUUCUGCAUCCUUGCCUCAGGAAGGUCCAACGUUACUGCAGUUGCGACCGGAAGAUGUUGGCUACGAGGCCUGCACAUCUACAAAGGAAGCCACAACGUCAAAGCACAUCCCCCAGACCGAUACAGAAGGGGACCCCUUGAUGAAUAUGCUAAUGAAACUCCAAGAAGCGGCCAAUUACCCUGGCACACAAAGCUGUGACAGCGAUAGCGUCAGCCACCUCGAAGACAUUUUGGAUACAUCUAUUGAAUCCACCCUCUAAAGGGGGAAAGAGUUAGGCAAAGAACUAUGCUUUUCAAAAGGUAUUUCAAAAGACAGGUAUUGUCACUAAACCACUGCCAGGAUGAAAGUCCCCUGUCCAGGGUCCUGACCCAGAGUUGUGGUAUCCACGGAGGCAGCAGAAUUAGGUUGGAACUGCCAAGAUGCUAAAUUGAAAUGGGAGCUUAAGUUUAUUUUAUUCCUAGGCAUUUGUAUAACCAUGGAGUUGCAACAGCUCUAUUGCUCGACUGGAAAGGGCCCUAAAGAGGGGCAGCCGAGUAGAUUAUACGCGGGAUAGUGAGACUGGACUUUAUUUUCUUCCUCUUUCAAAGUUUACAGUGCAGGCCUAAUUUUUCUUUCUCUUUUUCUUUUUUGUGCCUUUCUUUUGUGUCCUCGGGGCGGAGGCUGCCCUUCUCAGGCCGGAUCCUUCUGAUCCGUGGAACUUCCUUCGUGCCACAUGGUGCUGGUGACAGGGCCCCAGUAGAGUUCGUGUUGUGCGCUCACUCACUGCAGAAUGAACCCAAGAGGCCAGUCCUCCCUAAGCACAAAGGGAAUUGUGCUCCCCCCACAAAAUAAAAUCGCCUGUGGCAGACAGAAGGGCCAGCUUCCUUCUAACUGCCGUGCCCUCCUGAAGGGCGCUACCCUCUCUUAGGGUAUGAGUCAUGGGUUUUAUAAGGUUGUUUUUACCACAGUGGUCUUUUCAAACCACCCGCCAACUCCCUGAACCAGAGUUUUAUACCAAUUAUUAGUGAACACUGAUGAAAGGCUUUUUAGGGCUUUAUUUGUUUGAGCCUUUUCAGUGAAAGAAGGAACAUUUUCUAUGGUGCUGUCUCACUGCCUUAAACCAGAUUUCUCCAACAGUUUCAACAGUUCGUUUCAAUGCUAAACCAUUGGUAAUUUCCACUGUCUCUUCAUUGACAGCCAAGCAACACGCCAGUUAACACAGCAGCCUCAUUUUCUGUAUAUCAUCUUUUUUUUUUUA
Molecule: messenger RNA, 8255 nt
Organism: Apodemus sylvaticus (European woodmouse)
Lineage: Eukaryota; Metazoa; Chordata; Mammalia; Rodentia; Muridae
Gene: Nav3
Product: neuron navigator 3
Exons: 38
Coding region: 159-7277 (2372 amino acids)
Biological process (GO): neurogenesis; nervous system development
Molecular function (GO): ATP binding; ATP hydrolysis activity; protein binding
Source: RefSeq, a predicted model, not a curated record